CGCUGUGAGGGCAGCGGGAGCUGUUUUAAAAGAGGAGGAGAUCCGAGCUCUGGAGAACUGAGAGCAAGCGAGAGCGCACGGAGCAGAUACGCAGGAACUGAAACUGACCAGGGCGCAGGAGCACAAGAGACCUGCAACUCUCCCCAAACCUGACUGCCCGAGCGCUCCGGAAAAAGCGGCUACCAAGAAGCCAAGCGGGUAACGAGAUUUUCCCAGCUCCCUAGAGACACCUGAGCUCUGGUCAUGAAGCUCUUGACAGGACUGUUGCUUCUGCUGCUCCUUGUGUUGUGCUGCGUCGGGGUGGAGGGGUCAAAAUGCAAAUGCUCAAGAAAAGGACCAAAGAUAAGAUACAGUGAUGUCAAGAAGCUGGAAAUGAAACCAAAGUACCCGCACUGUGAAGAGAAGAUGGUUAUCAUCACUACGAAGAGCAUGUCACGGUACCGAGGACAAGAACACUGCCUACAUCCCAAACUCCAGAGCACAAAGAGAUUCAUCAAGUGGUACAACGCGUGGAAUGAGAAACGCAGGGUCUAUGAAGAGUAAGACAAGAAUAUCCUAAUGAAAAAGUCAGAAAUUUUUGGAAGACUUGAUCAAAGGACUCUACAGAAAAACGUUUCUUUCUCACAGACAUAAGAUACAAAUUAUAUAUUGUUACAAAAAGCACUUUUUACCAACGGUCAGUUUUUACAUUUUAUAGCUAUUUGCAAAAGGCUUCCAAGUGUCCUGUCUCUUGCAUUUCAUAGCUCACAAUUGUCUGCUUUUUACUGAAUUUGUGAAAAUCCAUGUCUUUCAUUUUUUAAAAGUGCUGUUUUGUAUUCAUUCAUCCAUCACUAUGAUUGCAACUGAGCUUUAUAAGCUCAUUAGCUGAACAAAUAAUCUAUGUGGUGGUAUUCCAUAGUGUAGUGCUCUGUUAAUUGUAGCCCUAGGAAGAUUUACACUUCUGAUUUCAUAGUGACUUUCUACAGAGGGGAGAAGGCACACAGCUUACAAAGUACCCUGCCAUAAUAAUGUGUUGUUGUGUGUCUAUGUAAUAUGGGUCCACACAGCUGGCAGAACUGAAUGAGCAUCACUCUUGUACAUAUAUUCUUUACUGAAAUAAAAGCUGAUUGCCAGGGAAAUGUACUUAAUGCCCCCAGUUAAUUUUUACACAUAUUAGAAGUGGGGAAUAAUCCCAAACUAAAUUCAUAUCUAAGGAGGAUGCUAGAUUCGUCUCCCAUCGUAUGGUGAUAUGAAAGGUAUACUGCUCUGAUCUCAAGUAUUUUAUGCUUCAAGAACAAUAGGUUUGCUCGCUUUCUUAGUAAAAAUCCUUCAAGGAACUGUUACAUAUAUAUAUGUAUAUAUAUACAUAUAUAUGUAUAUAUAUACAUAUAUAUACAUAUAUAUAUGUAUAUA
This is a messenger RNA of Phascolarctos cinereus (koala), 1392 nucleotides long. RefSeq names its product C-X-C motif chemokine ligand 14 (gene CXCL14). Lineage: Eukaryota; Metazoa; Chordata; Mammalia; Diprotodontia; Phascolarctidae. The record is from RefSeq and is a predicted model, not a curated record. Gene Ontology annotation, molecular function: chemokine activity. Gene Ontology annotation, cellular component: extracellular region. Gene Ontology annotation, biological process: immune response.